AUGCCGGUGUAAAAACGCCAAAUCCUCUACUGUGAUUAGAAGAACCUCAAGCUGUCAAAAUUUUGUUUACAUUUUCAUUCGAUUAUUUGACAAUGGGUUUUGACAACUGAGAGUAUUUUGACAGAAAGCUGCAUUUUUUUUUUCAUUACACAACUUUUUCGGCUGGUAUCGGGUUGGUUACUUAUCAUUGUCCGUUUACAAUUCAUCCUACAAAAUAAAAUGUUCCGCAAAUUGACAGUAGUACCAACCAUUUUCGCUGCAGUGGCUGUUCAGCAAGCUAAUGAGCCUGCCAAACAACAGGAUGAAAAACCCCAUUACAACUGUAAGCCCAGUGAGCUGCCCUUGUAUGCCCCACUGCAUUCCUUUGAUGAGCCCAAGAGAAGACCCCAUCCUCCAAAGGAAUCAGAACUUCGUAAUGCCAUAGAAGGUGGUGUUCGUGCUAUACGUACCGAAAUUCAAGCCGGAUACAAAGCUUUGGAAAAGCAAACAGACACUGUAAACGACUACAUUAACACAGCAAAGGAGCACACACAGUCUACUAUCGAUUACUUGAAUCAGCCACAUAAUGUGAUGCCACGCACUGGUGCCAUAGCCAUGGGCGGCUUGUCUGGUUUCAUUUUUGCUGCUAGAGGUGGUUUCAUCAAGAAGGUAGUCUACACUACCGUCGGCGCUGGUGCAAUAGCUUCUAUGUGUUAUCCCCGUCAGGCAGAACAGUUUGCCAAGGAGGCACUCUUCGAAGCACGCAAAGGCUACGCUAUUGCCUACAAUUUUGUGAAGGGUGUUAAACCAGGCGAAGAAGUGCCUGUAGAACCCAUUAGCAAAUUCCCCACAACCUUAGAAGAUGUUAAGUUCAUGGUGUUCGAUUUGUACGACGAAGCCAAGGAGGCAUUAUUCCCCAAGAAGAAAUAAUUUUCUUCUGCAGCGAACAUUUGUGGUUGAUUAGUCGUAUAAAUGCGUAAAUUCUGUGUGCUGUUAAUUAAAUUAAAUAGUUCGAGAGAAAUGAAACGAUAAUAAAAAAAAAUUCAAAAUUUGUAAAGAA
This is a messenger RNA of Musca domestica (house fly), 1039 nucleotides long. RefSeq names its product MICOS complex subunit MIC27 (gene Mic26-27). Bases 220 to 909 code for a protein of 229 amino acids. Gene Ontology annotation, cellular component: MICOS complex. The transcript has 3 exons. The record is from RefSeq and is a predicted model, not a curated record. NCBI's taxonomy places the organism in Eukaryota, Metazoa, Arthropoda, Insecta, Diptera, Muscidae. Gene Ontology annotation, biological process: cristae formation.